Molecule: messenger RNA, 1006 nt
Organism: Pyrus x bretschneideri (Chinese white pear)
Lineage: Eukaryota; Viridiplantae; Streptophyta; Magnoliopsida; Rosales; Rosaceae
Exons: 2
Coding region: 101-697 (198 amino acids)
Source: RefSeq, a predicted model, not a curated record
CGCGAAUCAGAGGGAAAACUUGAGAGAAACGAAAACCUAGAAAUAAAACCAGAGAAAAACUCAGAAACUGCGACAAAAAAUCGAUCAAACAUUCAAAAGAAUGGUGCUUUGGGAGAUCGCAUUAGGCACCGCCUAUUUCUUGGGGCUCCGCCGCGCUUACAGACUCGCCCUCAAGAUUGAGCGCCGCCUCAUCGGCCCUAACCACCCUAAGAUCCGUGAAUUUGCUCACAGGCGAACACGUGCUGUGUUUGAUGUAGCUGUCAAGGUUCACAAGAACGUUCAGCAACGAGACAUAGAAGUUGGUAGAAAUCUUGGUAACCGGAUCCUGCGCUGGCUCGAUCGGAUGAAACCUGAAGCUGAGAUUCGGCGUCCCCUGGACAAACCUCCCACUGGUUCUAACUCUAGCAUGAGUAUUACAAAGCAGGUAAACUCCUCCCAGCUCAAAACUCCUGGAAGCACUCAGAUAACCAGAAAUCAGGACUCUGACAGACAUCUGUUUUCAACAAUGACAAAUAUGUGGUCUAAACCGUUGCCUCCAAUUACAAUGAUGAUGAGAUCACGAAAACCUUCUGGGAAUGUGACCCACUACCGCCACUUAUGCAUGAACGCGCCUCAACCAUUAAGAUCAAACUACAGUACCGGUGGGUUUGGGGGAGUUAUACGAAAGGAUAUAAUGCAGUGGAUGCUGCAAAAAUGAUGGGACAGAGGUACUUGCCCUUUGUGUUUUCGUAGGAGCCAAAGAAUCUUGGGAUCGGAUUAAGGAGCGAUAGGUUUUGAGGAUGUGAUACGGUUCCUCUGAAGUUGAGCUGACUGUUGUUUCUCAAAAUCUGCUUUCAGAUAAGUUUUUUGUCUAUUCAUUUUCUGGAACAAACUACAAGCACAAGUGUUUGGUUGUUCUUUGUUCUUUUUGUUUAUUUUUGGGAAGCUAUAGUAACGCAGGACAUGAUCGCGAUGAUUUUGUAAUUAAAUUAAGGAGAUUUUAAUUCAUAAUUGUUGGUUCAGACCA